Molecule: messenger RNA, 2082 nt
Organism: Stegostoma tigrinum
Lineage: Eukaryota; Metazoa; Chordata; Chondrichthyes; Orectolobiformes; Stegostomatidae
Product: tissue alpha-L-fucosidase-like
Exons: 8
Coding region: 95-1462 (455 amino acids)
Biological process (GO): glycoside catabolic process; fucose metabolic process
Cellular component (GO): lysosome
Molecular function (GO): alpha-L-fucosidase activity
Source: RefSeq, a predicted model, not a curated record
AACAUUUAUUGCAGUCAUAUUGUGAGCGGACUUUGAAUUGAAUGAAAUAACGCGAGAAGCUAUUUCCGCCUUAUUAUGGAAGAGCAGCUUGCAGAUGAUGGGGUUGCAGACGUUUGUAAGCUUUGUUUGUGUUGCAGGGAUCUUAUGGCCAGGGGUUGCUGCUGAUCGCCGCUUCCAGCCCAACUGGAAGAGUCUGGACAGCAGAUCAUUGCCCCCCUGGUACGAUGAGAGUAAAUUUGGAAUAUUCAUCCACUGGGGCGUCUUUUCCGUGCCCAGUUUCGGGAGCGAGUGGUUCUGGUGGAACUGGGAAGGCGUGCACAGGCCCGAGUAUGUGAAGUUUAUGAAGGAGAACUACCCAGAGGGGUUCAAGUACAGUCAGUUCGCCCCGGCAUUUACCGCGGAAUUCUUCGAUCCGGAUCAGUGGGCGGACGUGAUUCAGAAAUCCGGAGCCAGGUAUGUGGUUCUAACAACUAAACACCAUGAAGGAUUCACAAACUGGGGAUCAUCUGUGUCCUGGAACUGGAACUCUAUUGACACGGGUCCUCAUCGAGAUUUGGUGGGUGACCUAGCAGCUGCUGUCCGACAACGGAAUUUAUAUUACGGAGUGUACCAUUCUCUCUUUGAGUGGUUUAAUCCUCUUUACUUGUACGACAAACAGAACAAAUUCAAGACCCAAAAAUUUGUUGUGGAUAAAACAUUGCCAGAGCUGUCUGAUCUAGUCAUGAGGUAUAAACCAGAUAUAAUCUGGUCAGAUGGAGACUGGGAAGCACCAGAUUCCUACUGGAAUUCCACAGGAUUUCUGGCCUGGCUUUACAAUGAUAGCCCUGUCAAGGAUACAGUUGUAACCAAUGACCGCUGGGGAGCUGGCUGUUCCUGUAAACAUGGUGGAUUCUUCAACUGUGCAGACAAAUAUAGCCCAAGCAAGCUACAGAACCACAAAUGGGAGAUGUGUACCUCGAUUGACACAAGGUCAUGGGGAUAUCGUAGAAACAUGCAUCUAAGUGAAGUGUUGGACUUGCCAUCAAUUAUCAGUACUUUGCUGGAAACAGUUGCUUAUGGAGGUAAUUUGCUGCUCAAUAUUGGUCCCACCAAAGAUGGCACUAUCCCUGUAAUUUUCCAGGAAAGGUUGGAAGGCCUGGGACAAUGGCUAAGUGUUAAUGGUGAAGCAAUAUAUGCAUCAAAACCAUGGCGCGUUCAGAAGGAGAACUCUACAGCCAUCUGGUACACUAGUAAGGGAUCCUCAAUUUAUGCAAUGUUCAUAAAGUGGCCCACUGAUAAUAUCUUAAAACUGAAAUCUCCAAAGAGCUCAUCGAGCACUAAAGUAACAAUGCUGGGAGUCCCAGAGCCUCUGAAAUGGACAGUUUCUUCACCACAAGGUAUUCUUGUGUAUCUGUCCUCUAUUUCCAUGUUUGCUCUCCCCUCAGAAGAUGGUUGGACAGUGAAACUGGAAGGAGUUUCAUAAUCGGGAAAAGCAGUCAGUUUAAUUGAAAUGUCUUUCAAAGCAGCUUAUUGCUUCCGUUAUAAAUAUCAAUCAAAGGAUUUGACAGUGCCAAAGGGAUGGUUUUAAAAACUGGUGAGAAAGUGAUUAUGCAGAUACUUUAUUGCUUAAAUUUGACUCACUGGUUUGGGGUACUUAAGUGAAUUUUUGAAUCAGGGAUUACUUUUAAAUUUUGGUUUGGAAGACUCUUUUGAUUGAGAUUUUCUUGACUGCAUUUUGAUUUUUUUUUGUUUCUCAGGGGCUCCUUUUUCCAUUUCCAUUAACUCCUUUGCAAGGUAAUGCAGUCUUGUAAUAAUGUUGUCUUCCAAAUUUUGAGUUGUUUUAUUUUAAGGUGGCCUUCUCCAGAUAUUUAACUUAAUGUUCUAAAAGGUAGUGGUUCUGAAAGAGUUAACAUUGAAGCUGCAUCAAUCUCCACCCACUCUGAGGUCACACAGCUUUUGGGAGCAGGAACAAUAAUUGAACAAUGGGGUCAGAUGUGUCAUCUGUGGCUUCUAAUGAGUCUUUUUUUGUAAUUGUGCCAAACUGGUCAAUGCAUUUUUUUACUUGAUGUUGUCAUGCAAUAAACUAUAUCUUGUUAAAGACAA